AUGCGUAGUCACCAUAAAAGGUAUCGCUAUGAUGGAGAGGAUCCCCAUAACAGCUUCAAGAAUAAUAACAACAGUCACUACAGUUACGAGGACAGCAACGAUAAUCUCCGCCCUCAGCCACGCGUCCGCUACAGCGACCUUACGCCCGAGGCGAAGCUGCAGAAACGCCGCCAGGAGCGGCAGGAGAAAAAAGAGAAGGAGCGCACGCUUUCGUACUUCAUUUCGGUACAGCGGGCGCUCGAUGAGCAGGCAGCCGGCGCAGGGGACGCAAGCACGCUGGCCACAAUCGUUGACGGCUUCUUCGUCGAGCUCAUUAAGCUUCUCAAGGCGGACCCCUCACUGCACCUCUUGCGCAACGGCGCCGUCUGCCGUGUCAUUGAGUCGGCGCUAGCGAACUCUCUACUACUGCACAGUAAGUCGCUCCUCUACGUUCUACUCGGGCACGUCUUUGACACAGUUACGUCACCCACUGCGAGCUACAUGAUGGAGACAUUAAUGGUAAGCCUUGCACAGGCACUCAGCGCAUUAGCCGAUGAUGCAGAAGCCUUUGACGCCGAGAUGGCGGAUGGUGGCCCGGGUGUCCACGCAGGCAGCGGCGUUCCAAGCGCCGCCACACUCGUCACGUGUCUUGUUGACGAGCUGGUGGAGCGGGCGGGGGACAUCAUCAUGCACGAGGUUGGUGCACGUGCGGUGCGCUCCAUUGUGCUGGUGCUCGGUGGAUUCACGAUACGCGGCGCCCCGCCGCUGCAGCACACGGUGAAGUUCGCUCCACAACUGGGUGUGCUUGGAGGCGCAUUGAUGCAAACACUGGAGCAUACGUUUAGUGACAGCCGUACUCAGAGCGCCGUGGAUGUGUGGCUCGGUAUUGCAAGUACCCCUACCGCGAGCUUCAUUCUGCAGAACCUCCUUCGCGUGUGCGAGUUCGGUACUUCUGUGGAUGUGGCGGUGCGCCAGCGACUGGAGUCCUGUGACGGCAAGGAGUCGCUGCCACUGCUGCUGCGGCAACUCCUCAUGGAUCCGCUGGGGUGCCACAUCUUCCAGGCAUACGUGAAGGUGCCGGCACCGCCGGCUGUGCUCGAAGCCUGCGACAUGCUCGCCAACCGCAAAGCGGCAGCCGUAAGCGCAGUCGCAGUCCGCACUAGUGCGAAUGAGCGGCGACUUAAAAGGAUUCUGCGCGACACGGCAGGUGACGGUGCCACGGAGAACGAUGGCGAGGUUAACGCUGCCGUCGAUGAGCAGACGUGCUGGGACAAGGCCCUCGAUGUUGUGGUGGAGGCGCUGGAUGAGCUUCUCGAUCCUGCCGAAGACCGCACCACGCAAGCGACGUACGCGCUACAGGAUCUCGUUCUCUUUGCCCCAACGGAGCUGCAUUUACAACGCAUGUGGGAGCAGCUGUUGAAGCCGCGGCUACAGGUGUUGCUGCCAUCGCCCUUGUUGGUGCAGGUGCUUGUGGUGUUCGCCCGGAAGUGCGCCUUUGCGGGCGUGUGUGGGUCGCCGGACAACAAGGAUGACAGUGAGGCUGCGGAAGGCGCUGGCGGCGCGCUGCCGAAGGACGUGGAUCAAUUGCUGCGCGGCGAUGUGGCGCAGGGGGUGCGCUACUUUGCAGUCUCAGCAGACUUCCAAAAGACAGUUGUCACAACACUCUGCUUCACAAUGAAGCAGCUGUCCUCAAAGGGUGCUGCACAGUACCUCCUUGUGGAUGGUGGCCUGCGCGAGAAGGGCUUUGAGUUGUCGCGAUACCUGUUACACUUUAACACGUCGGCGUCGGGGAUGUUUGUUCACUCAAUGGACAAACUGUGCCUUUCGGACAUUGAAGCCCUCUUGCAGCACGCAAAGGGUAGCCUUGUCCUGCAGCAGUACCUUCGCGCAGCUGCUAUUUCUACUGCCUCGGCUGGUGCCCAUGCCUCGUCCCGCACAGCUGCAGUAGGAGCGGCACCGCAGCCACCAGGAAACAAGAGUGGUGAACAGUUGACGGAGAAGUCUGUGCCGCUCCGGUUUCUGCGACGCAUCAAGCCUCUGUUGCCGGAGUUGGUGGGGAACACAUACGCUGCUUUUGUGGUUGAGGUGCUCUACGAGGUGGCGUCGCUGGAGGUGAAGGAAGAGCUUGUGAAGCUCUUGGUGCCAAUAUACAACACUCUGCGUCGCGGCGCUGGUGAUGCUGGCACGCAUAAUACAGAGGAGCAAGAGCAGGAGUGGCAACAAGGAGGGGAUGGGGUGAACGCCGAAGCCUCCACUAGUCCACAGGUUCGAGCGUUUAUAGCACGGAAGGUCAUGACAAAUUGCUGCGUGGAGUUGUAUUUGCACCGGCCACAGGAUUGGGCGAAACUCGCACACCGCCAGUGUCAAGUGCAGCGGCUGCUGCAACGCAUGUCUGCUGUGUCAUCGUAG
Molecule: messenger RNA, 2388 nt
Organism: Trypanosoma grayi
Lineage: Eukaryota; Euglenozoa; Kinetoplastea; Trypanosomatida; Trypanosomatidae
Exons: 1
Coding region: 1-2388 (795 amino acids)
Biological process (GO): ribosomal small subunit export from nucleus; endonucleolytic cleavage in ITS1 to separate SSU-rRNA from 5.8S rRNA and LSU-rRNA from tricistronic rRNA transcript (SSU-rRNA, 5.8S rRNA, LSU-rRNA); endonucleolytic cleavage in 5'-ETS of tricistronic rRNA transcript (SSU-rRNA, 5.8S rRNA, LSU-rRNA)
Cellular component (GO): preribosome, small subunit precursor; 90S preribosome; nucleolus
Molecular function (GO): RNA binding
Source: RefSeq, a predicted model, not a curated record